Molecule: messenger RNA, 236 nt
Organism: Cylicocyclus nassatus
Lineage: Eukaryota; Metazoa; Nematoda; Chromadorea; Rhabditida; Strongylidae
Source: the annotation of a GenBank genome assembly
AGAUUAUGGAGCUGUAUUCUUGUGACGAAGUCACACAAGCUCCUGUGGCAGCUCCGUCCCACUUGCGUCGAAUUUUACGGAGUAGUUAUGGCAUAGAACAAGCAACCUUCCACGACCUUACGGGAUACGAGGAUUGUAACUUUCUUCUCGAUGACAUAAGAUGGGACAGAAAACUACCUUGUACGGCGGUUCUCAAAGUGACCAAUCCUUUGGAGGCGAAAAGUCGCGAGAAUAUC